AUGUCAUAUAAAAUUUCAUUAGUAGGUUUGGAGGGUAGUGGAAAGACCACAUUAGCUAAGGUGUUGAAUGAUCAGCAUCAAAUAAACAAUAUACCUUUGGAAGUCAAUGAAGAUAUGCCAAAUUCAGAUGUGAUGAUCUUCUGUUUGGAUGGAAGCAACAUGCAACAGUUGCAUCAUAGUAAAGCAGCAUUAGAGUAAAUAAAUGGCAAGGAAUAAUUAAUUAUCUUGCAAACAAAAGCAGACAUUCAGACUAUUGAAGAGGGAGAAUUGAGAAAUUUCUUGGGUGUUGGGGAGGUGCCAAUCCUACCAAUUUCUGCCAUAAAUGGAGAUGGAUUACCUUAAUUACUCACUUUGUUAAGUUAAUAGGUAUAACCAACACAAUAGAACUUUUCAGCAGAACCAAGAGUAGUACCUAGUAGAGGAAAAUAUAGAAUAAACGAAUAAAAUCAAAUAUCAAAGCCGAUGCAGACUUUUCAAAAUUUAAUGAAGGAUCACAAAAUCAAGUAACGUACUCCUAUGGAAUAAGAAUAGGAAUAUAUACGUUUGGAGAAAGAGCGUAUUAAAGUAGAGAAUAUGUCAGCUUAAUUGAAUAAUUUUAAAAGGAAACUAAAAAAAGAAGACACUUAUGAUAUUAAAGCAACAGCCAAUCCAAGAAUACAAGUCAAUUUGGAAUUCUUUUUAACAGACACUCUAGCUCAAUGUGAAUAAUAAAAAAAUACUCUUUCCACUCAAACUGAUAAAUUGUAAAAGAAACCUGAGGAUCCUCCUUUCAUUCCCAAGAAAACAGGAAUAGAUGCUGCCACUUAAGUAGAGGAUUAUGAACUAUUCGAUUUUGAUAGAGAAGUGACUCCAAUUCUGAAUGUUAUUUGCACAAAGACUUUAGAAUAAGCCUGUUUAGAAAUAGAAUAAGAAGAGGAAUUCCUGGCUAUGUAUAGAUUUAAGGAGGCAUUCGAGAAGAGAAGAGUUAAUGAUAAAACUAAAUAGCAAGUCACAGUGGAGAGAGAAAAACAAUUGAUUGAUUAAAAGACUGAGGUGUUGAAAAAGUACUCCUAGAAAUAGGAGAGAAUGCAAAAGGUCAUCUUCAAAGCCUAGGCUCAUGCAAUAGCCAAAGAAUAUUUGAAACCCUUGUAAGGAUAGAUAAUGCAACAAGUAAUCUCAAGUGGAUUUUAUCCCAAUGAAUUCAUGAAUCAAUUAUAAACAAUGUUCAUGGACUAUUUAGUUGGGAAGACUCAAGAAGAAGUCAUAAAACUGGUUGAUCUUAAUAAUUCAAUGAAAACAGCAUUUAAUGUUACUAAUUUCGAAAAAAUUCCAAAAGUCAGAAAGCCAUACGAUUAGUAAAUACAAAAGAAAAAGGAUAGGUAGGCAUUGAGAAUGAUCAAUUACUCAAACUAAAGAGCAAUUCGUAUCUUCUAUUAGGACUUGGUUCCUCUUUAGAGUGUUGUUUCAAUGACAUUGCCUAAAUUCUUGGAUGGGUCUUUUGAUGAGUGGAAGAGGACUUACGAUCAGAGAGUGGCUGAAUUGGAAUAGAAGGCUGAGAAUAAUGAAAUAAAUGAGGAAGACUUUGCAAAUCAAAAAAGAGCUGAAUAUCCUGAUUUGUAGGAAGGAUACUUUGGAGCAUCAGUGAAUAAUUUUACUAGAUUCGCAUUUUCAAUGGCCCAUGAUUAAUAUUACUUAACGAGUGAUAAACGAUUACAAAUAGUUGCAUAUGUGUUAAGGAAAGAUGGAACAUAUGAGAUUGUAAAUCAAGAAUCCAAAAAUUAUGGAAAAGUAUUUAAAUGGAAAAAAUUUAGAUUACCAAUUAAAUAAACUGAUGAUGAGGCAUUGUUAUUAAGGUUGCAAGAAUUGGAUUCCGAAAUCAUCGCAAUAGUUUUUGGAUUGCUAUUGCCAAAUUUAUAAAAUAACAUCAAGGCUUUGGAAUGGGUGUAAAAUGCUAGAUUUGGUUUGUAUGAUGCAUAAUAUUGUAUUCCGUUUGCUCAAACCAAUGUAAAUAAGGCAUUUAAAUUAGAAGAACUUGUGAAAUAAGUUGACGAUCCAGAAUUAGCUGAAGCACCUUAAACUGUGUUUAUGAGUUGUUUCACAUUGAUGAAGCGAUUCAAAUAAUUUGGCGGUUGGUACAUAGAAAAUACUCAAGCUGCCACUAAAGGCAUGCUAGAUUAAGAAAUCGAACCCUUUUAUGAGAAGCUUUCACAAUUUCUGAUUGAGAUGAAUGAGUUUACACUCGAGAGAGACAGAGAUUUCAUUUAAACUAUUCAAGACAAAGAGAAAGAAAGAGACACCAUCUUAACCAAUCAAGAAUUAUAAAUGAUAAUUACUAAAUCAAAAAUUCCCCAAUAAAAAAAAAUGCCCACAGAACCCAAUGUUACUGAUUCUGCUCUGCCCUCAGCGAGACCACUUGAAGAACCGUCCGAUUACACUAAAACUUAAUUCAAUUCCAUGAUCAUCGAACCAAUAAUACUGGAUAUGAGUGAUUCCUUUGAAACUGUGGAAUCCUAAUUGAUUAACCAUCUUACUAAUGUUGCUUAAAGGUUAGUGAACAGUUGUACAUGGGGAUUUGAGUUGAAGGCCAGAGGCAAUUCAUUCCUCAGAGUGAAAUAAUUAAUUAGAAUAAGGAGUGUUGGUGAAAUGACGAUUGUAAGAAAGCCAGAACCUCCUAAGGAAGAAGUUCCAGUGCAACAGGAGGAGAACAAGGACAAUGAUGAUAAUGAUAAUGAUUCCUGA
Molecule: messenger RNA, 2718 nt
Organism: Paramecium tetraurelia
Lineage: Eukaryota; Ciliophora; Oligohymenophorea; Peniculida; Parameciidae
Exons: 5
Cellular component (GO): cilium
Source: RefSeq, a predicted model, not a curated record